UGCCUUUCUUUUUAGACAUGCCAUUACCUUUGGCCUUUGAUAACCAGCUUUUUUGUUGCCUUUGGGCUUUUGAAAAGCCUAUAUAAGGAGGGGGUGGGCAUGGGAACUAAGGAUUUAAGGCUUCAGUAGAGAGAGAGGGAGAGACAGAGAGAGAGAGCUCAGUCUGGGCUGGUGCAGCUUAGGAUCACUACAAAUUCUCAGUUCCUUAUUUCUAUUAGCUCUUGAGGAAUCCCUUAAUAGAUUUACCUUUGUUAAAGUUACUUCAGACCCAUCAACCUCAGUUUCUUUUUAUGUCCAUUAAAACCAGUCUUUUCUUCAUUUCCUCUCUUUCACAAUCACACCGAACUUGAAAGGUUGCCUGUUCUUUGCAGGUCUAUUUUAAGAAAAAAUAAAACUUGACUGGUCCUUCUAUCAGAUGUUUUGUGAGCACCCAUAGAAACUAUAUGCAUAUAUAGAGGAGGGGCAUACUUGUAUCCUCAGCUUGUCUUGUUCUUUGCUUUUAUAUUGAGCUCUACCCUCUCUUCAUAUUUCCAUCCUUUCAUUUUAAGGAAUCCCUUCACAGUAUGAAAGGAACUCUAGAAUAUCUGUCUGGUCUGUUGGGCAGUGGUCACAAGCACAAGAAGAAGAAGCAGCUGCAAACUGUGGAGCUCAAGGUCAGGAUGGACUGUGAGGGCUGUGAGCUCAAAGUCAGAAAAGCCCUUUCCUCCUUGAAAGGAGUUGAAUCAGUGGACAUAAACAGAAAGCAGCAGAAGGUGACUGUGACUGGUUAUGUGGAUGCAAACAAGGUGUUGAAGAAGGCCAAGUCCACAGGAAAGAAGGCUGAGCUCUGGCCAUAUGUGCCCUACAAUUUGGUCACCCAGCCCUAUAUUGCAGGGACCUAUGAUAAGAAGGCUCCCCCAGGCUAUGUUAGAAAUGUUGAGGCUUUGUCUGCAUCCAACCAAGCCAUCAGGCAGGAGGAUCAGAUCACCAACAUGUUCAAUGAUGAGAACCCAAACUCCUGCUCUAUUAUGUAAGAUAAUAAUAAUAAUAAUAAUAAUAAGCCUUAAUAUAUGGAAAGAAGUGGGGGUAUGUGAUAGAAUUUCCCUUCUUGAUGGAGGUGGUUAGGCCACUAUAGUAGAUUAAUGUUGUAUGUGUGCUGUGGUAUGGAGUGCAUUAGUUUUUAUGUAGGGUAUAUGGUUACUAAAUGGUGUGUGGUAGUGCUGCUGUGUUGCAUGUUUUCUUGUGCAUUAAAUUUUCUGGUUUCCUUACCUCAA
Ananas comosus (pineapple) is the source of this 1253-nucleotide messenger RNA. RefSeq names its product heavy metal-associated isoprenylated plant protein 23-like. Gene Ontology annotation, molecular function: metal ion binding. The transcript has 2 exons. The coding region runs from base 564 to 1013 and encodes 149 amino acids. Lineage: Eukaryota; Viridiplantae; Streptophyta; Magnoliopsida; Poales; Bromeliaceae. The record is from RefSeq and is a predicted model, not a curated record.